Papaver somniferum (opium poppy) is the source of this 1267-nucleotide messenger RNA. RefSeq lists its product as uncharacterized. NCBI's taxonomy places the organism in Eukaryota, Viridiplantae, Streptophyta, Magnoliopsida, Ranunculales, Papaveraceae. The record is from RefSeq and is a predicted model, not a curated record. The transcript has 8 exons. The coding region runs from base 68 to 1024 and encodes 318 amino acids.
GUGCUUGCGGAAGCCUUAAAGAUAUAUAGGUUGAACAUCCGAACUCCAAAUCCGGCGUCCCAGCAGAAUGUGUCCGAGAGCUUGCAUUUCUCUCCCCUGUAACAGUCUUCUUUACCCACACUCGAGUAUUUCCCGCCAAACCGACGUCUUCAAUUUAGGGUUAGGGUUAGGGUUAAAGAAGAAGAAUUUGCCAAUUCUCCACUCUAGGAGGAAAAAUGUUGGAAUUAAAGCUGUUGAUGGACAAACUAGCGAGAGUUUAUCCUCAUGGGAUGAAAAACCAUAUGAAAUAUCUUCAGAUGAAACGAAGGUUUUUUACGAUGAACAGGAUAUCAUGACUUUUCUUGAUCCUCCGAAGGAACUGAUUCCAUUAGAUCCUUCUUCGUAUAACCCUGCUGGGUAUCUCUGGAAAAAGAUUGAUGAUAUUCCAGAGGAAAGACGACAUCGGCUGCUGCAUUUUCUGAACUCUAGGCUUAUUUCUAGGAUCUGGGGAAUAGCUGGAACACGGUAUGAGGAUUCUAAGCUAGCAAAGAAAAGUGCUUCUAGUUUUUUAUCUGAUGCCUGCAACCUACUGUCACUGGAGUUCUGGAAUUGCCGAACUAGUGGAGGACCUCUUCCUAUUUCUUUGAUAAACUUAUUCAAGAAGGUAAUGUUCUGCAAAGAUGGUGAGACUUUUGGACGUAUACUUUAUGGCGGACCAAUUCUGGGUGGCAUCGCCAAUUCCUAUAGUCCAUUGUACUUCACUGUGAAACAACAUAAAGAAAUAAUGUCAACAGAACAGCCCUGUGAUUUUGCAUAUGAAUUUGGAGAUGGACUAUUGGAUCUUCAGGACUACCCACAAGGCUUUCCUAAAUCAGUAAAACAUCCUUGGCCUUUCAAUGAUCAUGUCGUCGUAUAUGUGCGUAACGUGGGACCCGGAGUAUUGGUAGGGCAAGCAUGGCAAGAAGGAAAAAAACUGGAACAAGUACCUAAGAAGUUGUGUGGUGAAAUUCUAAUGGUUAAAGACUAUUCUAGUAACUUGCAAUGAGAAACCUCUAACCAUUUAAUGAAAAGUUGGUUCAAUAUAUGCUGAAAUUCAGUUUUUACUUUUUAGAGAGCAAUCUUUUUACUGACGGGUGAGCUCAACAAGGAUAUUAUUGUACAAGUCAAGGGCCAAUGCCUGAUAUGUAACAGAUGAGUAGGCUUUAGAGUUUUAGAAUUCCUUAAAAUGAAGUUAUUUUUGGAAUGCAUGUGUUGGUUUUUAACAAAGAACUCUAUUAUUGGGGCUGAG